AUGCAAGCCAUCCGCUUCCAGCUCCCUCGCGCGGCGCGCGCAUUCUCCACCACGCCAGCGCGACCUCUCGCGAAGAUGCAGCUCAUCGGCCGUCUAGCUGACCAGCCCGAGCUCACGCCAACAUCGACCGGUCGCGAGCUUGUCAAGUACUCGCUCGGAGUGAGCACAGGGCCAAAAGAUGAAAAUGGGAACAGAGCGACAAGCUGGUUCAGAGUGGCAAGCUUUUCCGACGGGCCACAGAGAGAUUUCUUGCUCGGCUUGCCGAAGGGAUCUCAAAUCUAUCUCGAGGCCGACGCUGCCAUGAACACCUACGAGACUGCGGAAGGCAAGCGCACGACGCUGAACUUGGUGCAGCGUAAGGAUAACUAG
This is a messenger RNA of Sphaerulina musiva SO2202, 369 nucleotides long. RefSeq lists its product as uncharacterized. Gene Ontology annotation, molecular function: single-stranded DNA binding. The transcript is spliced from 2 exons. Lineage: Eukaryota; Fungi; Ascomycota; Dothideomycetes; Mycosphaerellales; Mycosphaerellaceae. The coding region runs from base 1 to 369 and encodes 122 amino acids. The record is from RefSeq and is a predicted model, not a curated record.